This is a messenger RNA of Callithrix jacchus (white-tufted-ear marmoset), 5542 nucleotides long. RefSeq names its product ectodysplasin A receptor (gene EDAR). The record is from RefSeq and is a predicted model, not a curated record. Gene Ontology annotation, biological process: positive regulation of canonical NF-kappaB signal transduction; positive regulation of JNK cascade. Gene Ontology annotation, cellular component: plasma membrane. Lineage: Eukaryota; Metazoa; Chordata; Mammalia; Primates; Cebidae. Gene Ontology annotation, molecular function: signaling receptor activity.
UUGGUCCUUUCCUCUGGUUUUCUAAACUCCUCAGCUGUGGCUGAGACUGAGGUGUCAGGGGCUGGGAGACAGGCUGGGUGCAUUUUUGAAAUGCAUGUCAUUUUUGGGUUGCGUUUGAACAAGCUUUACCGAUUGCAGUAUGUCUGCGCUACCAGUUCUAAGACCUGAGAUUAUUCCUUUGUUUCCAGGAAAACAUCAGAAACCCCGUUUUGCCGUUGUUUGCACAAUUGGUUAGGGAGCCGAAUUCUGAGUAUGUUUCACAGGCUGUAAGAUUCAGGCUACUAAAGCAACGGGUUCCUCCAGGGAGCCUGAAAAGUAUGUUCGGGUUUGCCCCUGUGCUGGCUUACUGGGGAAGGCAGGCACAGAUGGGACUCUAGCUGGGCUCUGUACCUGCCUCCCACCCUGCAUACCCUCUGUGCCGUAAAAGACCUUCCAAGUGGGGUUUCCAAGCAAGUCUGACACCUUCCAUACCCUGGCUUCUGUGUUGGUGGGGGAAGCAGGGAGAGGAAGAGAAGGAGGGGAGUUGGUACCUAGUUGUGAUGGUUGAGAUUUUCAUUUCCAGCCAAGAGGUUCCUCUCAACACUCUGACAGACAGUGGGGCAGUCUGGGCUCCUAGGAGCCGGCUCUGAUUCCCAGCCUCCUCCAGCAGCAGCCAAACUUUGAGAUGUCAGCUCAGGGAGAAGAGGGUGACUGAACAGGGAGGGCAGCAGGCAAGGUCCCCCACUGGGUUUCCCUGCCCAUGUUGUGCUGAGUCAGCAGCAAGAGGGACAGUUAAAAUCUACAAGAGGGCAGAUGCUAGUCAGUCGGGAAUCCCACACAGCCAGGGGCACACGCGUAUGAGGAGACUUAUGGAGAGACAGGAGCUCCGCAGUCCUCUUCCCUUGUCCCCAGGCCACUGCUCUGCGGCUCUCAAGUGGCAUUUUUUCGACACUUUCUAAGCAAGCAUGAAACUGUAACAAAGAGGUGAAAACCCACAAUAGACUGACAGAGAAAAGGGAUCCAGUCCUCUAAGAUAGAAUAUUUCUUGCCUGGCUUGAUACUCUGAGGUUUCUAAGAUAUAGCCACCUACAAUGUUUAAAGAUACGUUUUGACAGAGGCUACCAAAAAGAGAGUGAGUCUGGUCAAGGUUGGGAAAUAAGCGUUGGUUCCGAUGAUGGUCCGCAUGUACCCUUCAUGGCUGGGAAAGUUUGGGGGUCCUGGUGGUGAUCGGCAGGGGUCUCUGCUGUACUCCUCCCCACCCCUAAGUGGGCCAGGCUGUGCUGUGGAAGGAUUAAUUUUUGACAGCACAGUUGAAGGAUAAUCUUGGAAAGACCAGUCUUUGGGAGAAAUAAGUAAAUAAAAUUUUCCUGAAAUGCUUGAUUUCCACUCCCUGGCCACUACCUGGUUUCUUGCUUUUGUGAGCUGGCCUUUCGUGUUGUUGGGGAUACAUGUUUGUGACAUGCGGAAGUGUCAGGGGUUCGUCUCUGUUUCUCAGGUGUCGUGGUACUCUCAUCCCUAGUCCAGUGCCUGCCAUUGGGCAGCAGCCCAGCAUUGCUCGGGAGUGCAGACAGACCUGUCCUACCCCAUCUCCCAGAGCACAAAACCGACUUGCCUCUGUUAAACCGGGAGCCUCUUCUAGUCAAAGUUCCUCAGGUCCCAUAGGUCCACAGACGGAAGCUGGGUUACCUGACUCUCCUUUCUGGGUCCAGGUGAGCCUUCAGGAGAGGAUGGCCCAUGUGGGGGACUACACACAGACACCCUGGCUCCCUGUCCUGGUGGUGUCUCUGAUGUGCUCGGCGCGAGCAGAAUACUCAAACUGCGGCGAGAACGAGUACUACAACCAGACUACGGGGCUGUGCCAGGAGUGCCCCCUGUGUGGGCCGGGGGAGGAGCCCUACCUGUCCUGUGGCUAUGGCGCCAAAGAUGAGGACUACGGCUGCGUCCCCUGCCCAGCAGAGAAGUUUUCCAAAGGAGGCUACCAGAUAUGCAGGCGCCACAAAGACUGUGAGGGCUUCUUCCGGGCCACUGUGCUGACACCGGGGGACAUGGAAAACGACGCUGAGUGUGGCCCUUGUCUCCCUGGCUACUACAUGCUGGAGAACAGACCCAGGAACAUCUACGGCAUGGUCUGCUACUCCUGCCUCCUGGCGCCCCCCAACACCAAGGAAUGUGUGGGAGCCACUUCAGGAGCUUCUGCCAACUUCCCUGGCACCUCGAGCAGCAGCACGCUGUCUCCCUUCCAGCAUGCCCAUAAAGAGCUCUCAGGCCAAGGACACCUGGCCACUGCCCUGAUCAUUGCGAUGUCCACCAUCUUCAUCAUGGCGAUCGCCAUCGUCCUCAUCAUCAUGUUCUACAUCCUGAAGACAAAGCCCUCUGCCCCAGGUGACGGCCCCCACGCGACGGUGCCCUGCCUCCUGGACUCUCCGUCAACUCCCCCUGUCGGAGAGCCUGCCUGCUCACUCCCUCCUCUCUCCCCAGCCUGCUGCACCAGCCACCCAGGGAAGAGUGUGGAGGCCCCAGUGAGCAAGGAUGAGGAGAAGAAAGAGGCCCCAGACAAUGUGGUGAUGUUCUCUGAGAAGGAUGAAUUUGAGAAGUUGACAGCAACUCCAGCAAAGCCCACCAAGAGCGAGAACGAUGCCUCGUCAGAGAAUGAGCAGUUGCUGAGCCGGAGCGUGGACAGUGAUGAGGAGCCCGCCCCUGACAAGCAGGGCUCCCCAGAGCUGUGCCUGCUGUCGCUGGUUCACCUGGCCAGGGAGAAGUCUGCCACCAGCAACAAGUCAGCCGGGAUUCAAAGCCGGAGGAAAAAGAUCCUGGAUGUGUAUGCCAAUGUCUGUGGAGUCGUAGAAGGUCUCAGCCCCACAGAGCUGCCAUUUGAUUGCCUCGAGAAGACUAGCCGAAUGCUCAGCUCCACGUACAACUCUGAGAAGGCUGUUGUGAAAACGUGGCGCCACCUCGCUGAGAGCUUCGGCCUGAAGAGGGAUGAGAUUGGGGGCAUGACAGACGGCAUGCAGCUCUUUGACCGCAUCAGCACAGCAGGUUAUAGCAUCCCUGAGCUGCUCACAAAACUGGUACAGAUUGAGCGGCUGGAUGCUGUGGAGUCCUUGUGUGCAGACAUACUGGAGUGGGUGGGGGUUGUGCCCCCUGCCUCCCAGCCACAUGCUGCAUCCUGAAAAGCAUGCUUGUGGGCUGUCCUGCCAGGGCAAGCCAAGGAUCUAACGAGGGCUCUGGAGCUGUGAGUGGUGCCAAAAACUUCGAAGAAUCAAGGGUUUUGUGAUAUGUCAUCCUAUGCCUUAGGAUGUUCAAGGAGGCAGACAAAAUGAGGCCUGUCUUUUAAUCUAACCAAAGAUAAAAGACUAGAUCUGGAAUACUUUCAGAUGCUUGCCUGUACUUCACGAGGCAGAGUCAAUAUCCACUCACUCAUUGCACAGUGAGACAAUGUUGAGAAUUCAAAUGAACCAAACCACGUGGGAAUGACAGAAGUGAAGAAUCUGGCCCCUGUUUUUAAGGAGUUUGCACUCCAGUAGAAGACAGAAGGAACAUAUGUUUACAAACCACUUCACUGGAAGACAUCAAACAAGCUGAAUGAAGGGGUGCUUGGAAAACGUAAUAGAAGUUUUCAGGGGGAGAUGACUCCCUACUGGGACGAUGAAGGAUGGCAUCCGAGUGAAGAAGCAGCUCAAACAUUUUGGUAAAAUAGCUACAAAAUGCAGACGCACUGUUCCAGGUAUUAUUUCAGGUUUCGUACAAGUCUGUUAAUAUCCUAUGUGGUUUCAUUAGGAUAACUUGACCUAUCCUUGAGGUCAUCCAUAUACUUACAGCCCUUCCAGUCAGUAAGAAGAGCUCACUCUAUACAAAACCAGUAUGCAGGGUGUGUGUGUGUCCAAGCAAGUGGAUACGUGCAGUAGCCAAUUUCAUUUACUGCGUGAGUCUUUGGCCUGGGAAACCUGUGGUUUGCAUUACACAUGAAUGGUCUUCCACUCUCAGCCUUAGGCAGAUUUGACCUUUUAGGCGCAGCAAUGCUUAAAAACACAGCAUUUUAUAUUAUGUGCCAGGCUGUGUUUUUGCUUCAAACAUGUAUGAGUAGUCAACUCUAAUUAGAAAGAGAAAUUACGAAUUCCUAAGAGUUCAGCCACACAUAAUGUUAGAUUUCAAGAGCAUCUGAGAUUAGUGGAUUAGCCUUAUGGUGUAAGAGUCUGAAACUCAGCCUUCUGAGCCAGUCAGGGGAAGUAGAGUCCUACGGUGCAAAUGAGAGCCUGGGCUUGGAGUCCGGGAAGCUGGGCUCUAGUUGUGUCACCUUAGCCUCAGCCUCAGUUUCUCUUCUGCAAAUGAGAUGUUAGUCAGUGAUUCUAUAAUCAGGGCAGGUGGCGUUCAGGUGAGCAAGAAGAAAGUGGAGCUGUAGGAAAUGCCAGGCCUUUGAGGUGCUCCAUAGAAGUGAAUACAGUGUGGGUUGUCCAUUCAAAUGGGAAUAAAAACAGAAAAACUCAGAAUUGGCAUUUUCACAGUAACUGCAAUGGUUUGACAUAACAUUUAUAGGCAGAAAGUUAAUAAACUGGCAUUGUUCUUGGCAAAUUCUCUUACUAUCCCUGUAACUGCCAAGAACUCAGGAGCCAGGAUAGUGAUCACGCCAGGGGUUAAUUUAGAGUUCACUGCUGAGCUCCCUGAUGGCAGGUCUGACUGUGUUUAUUACUAAAUUAAAACAAAGCCUCUGACUUAUAAAGCAAAGUUGUAAAAAUUACAAGUUGCAUGACUGAACAAAUGCUUUGGGGGGAAAAUCAGUCAUACCUUUAACACCAACAAGCAAUUUCCCGCCAACGAAUGUAGUACAUACUGUGAGAGGAUCAUAAUGAGGUCCUGAAUAUUUAAUUUCAUCAUUUACUGUGUCUGUUUGCUGCUGUUUUUUAGAACCUAUUUGGUUUAUCCUGCAAGCUAAAUACUCCACGGCAGAGCUUAAUUAUCCUGUUAAUUCCUCUUUGAAAUCCUGUGGUGCCCCCUUCCCCCUGCCUUGUGAUAAUGAUGAUGAGAGUCUCCCUUUAAUUAGACUGCAAAUGUCACUUGUGAUGAGUGUGCCGUUCCAGGAAAACAGCUUGCACCCUCCUCAGAAUGUUUUCAGUGAAGGAGCAGGGUGGCUGUUCUCUGCUCCUGGUGCUUUGGCCUCAUUUCACACUAUUAAUAUUCUGUGGCCAUACGGCCAGGCCAGCAUCAGCUCAUGUUCCAUUGGCUCUCCACCUGCCAUUUUUAGGGAGCUAUUCCUUAUGUAGGUACACAUUCCCUUGUCAUUUACUUAUUUGGAAACAAGGGAUUUACUCUCACAAGCUUCAGCCUAUGUUAUGGGAUUCAGAACAGUGAGAUCAUAAUAAUUCUCACUAACCAAAGCUGAGACUCCAUCCUGACAUUUUUGUGUGGAGAUAUUCAUUAUUUUGCAAUACUUUAAAACAUUUGGAAAACACCCCAGGGUAGGUCUGUGGCCCUUAGACAGUGAAGUCUUAAUUGUCAAUAUUUUUGUCUAAUUCUGUAUAUAUAUAUAACUUAUUAUAUUUUAUAAUCUCAAUAAACAUAUUGAUAA